Messenger RNA from Fundulus heteroclitus (mummichog), 3322 nucleotides. RefSeq names its product peroxisomal biogenesis factor 11 alpha (gene pex11a). Gene Ontology annotation, cellular component: peroxisomal membrane. The coding region runs from base 353 to 1093 and encodes 246 amino acids. The transcript is spliced from 3 exons. Lineage: Eukaryota; Metazoa; Chordata; Actinopteri; Cyprinodontiformes; Fundulidae. The record is from RefSeq and is a predicted model, not a curated record. Gene Ontology annotation, biological process: peroxisome fission; regulation of peroxisome size.
CUAAUGUUUAAAGUUGCCAUAGUAACUGUGUUCCGAGAACUUGUCCGGCCCGAAAAUCGGUUUGACAUUCGUUCCGCUGCUGCAAUCGCUCGUGGGGAAACAGCCCCGAGUUUUCGUUUGGCAGGUGCUUCUGAGCUAGCUUUAUCGAAGAGAGACGCACAUGGAGGAAGUUUUACAUUCCCCACAACUAGGUUUAGAUUUUAUCGGCAACAAAAUGGGAUAUCCGCUACUGCUAUUAAAGUGAAGAGAGGAACUGACAACAACAAGAAGCUAACGACAGACGCUGUACGAAGAGGAAGGGAAAACUUCGCAGCUGAGCGGAACAGUGUGUUCUGAAGCCGUGUUAAUAAUCAUGGACGCCGUGGUGAAAUUCACCAGCCAAAGCCAAGGGAGAGACCGUAUAUUCAGAGCCACCCAGUAUGCGUGUGUACUGUCCAUCCAUUUACUACGAAACAACCCCGACAGAAAGGACCUGGUGGCCAGACUUAAAAGUUUGGAAAGUAGUGUCAGUGCUGGACGAAAACUGCUCAGGCUGGGAAACGCAGCCAACUCCAUUGUGGCUGCUAAACAAACCGUGCGACUCUCCGACCGGGUGCUGUGCCUGUGCCUCACCGCGGCCAACGUCAGCCGGGCCCUCUACUUUAUCUGUGACAACGCAGUGUGGGCCAGAGGCGUGGGUCUGAUCCGCAGCAUCGACAAGGAACGCUGGAGCGUUAACGCCUCUCGUUGCUACCUGUUCUCAUUAGUGAUGAAUCUGACCCAAGACCUGUAUGUGAUUCUCCAGCUGAUGCUACAGAAAGGGAGAGAUAACCGUUUCAGAUCGAAAAUGGACCAGCAUCUCAACGAAUGUCCCGAUGUGGCUGAAGUCACGAUCCCUGAGCUGGAUGCCCUCGUUUUCCUGCUCCUGGAGACCCUAAGAUCCGAACCGACCGUCGCCUUGGACACUGUGAAAAACGCCUGCGAUCUCUUCAUUCCCUUAGACAGGCUGGGCAUUUACAAGUCAAGUGCAGGCGUAGUUGGAUUUUGCGGGCUGGUAUCUUCCCUGAUCGGCAUUUUAACCCUCGCACGACCUAGUUUAAGGAUUAAGCAUUGAUAACGAGGGUGGAGUCAGACCAAAGGUUGAAGAGGAACAGCAUUUGUUUUUUUGACGAUACAAGCUAGCAAUAGCAGGAACGUUUAUACAUUUCUGUGAUAACUGUUUGUUUUGUAGCAGAAUAUGGUUUUACUUUAAAAUGGUUAAUCUCUAAUAAUAUAGUGGGAGGUGCACCAAUCAGGCUUUUCCUGUCAGAUCAGUGUUAGUUUCAUCUGAGUUCUAGGCUGCCAAUUCAGAUUUUGUUUUCCUCAGAGAGAGAAAAUUAAGAUAAUCUCCCUUCAUGCAUCAAAGCACGUACCUAAUCUGUCUAAUUUUAUUAUUCUUGUGGAAGACAAAAUGUCUGCUGUUGGUUGAUGUGUUUAUGGACCAAAAUUGUGAGUAAUUUUUCCCCCCCCGACACACUUAAGUUGAGAUUUUUAGUAAUCAAGCUGCCAAUCGAGGCAACAUUUUCUAACUGAUCUCUGACAGGCUAAUUGGUGCAUCUCUAAAUAUAAUUAACAGCAAUCUCCUUUAGGAAAUGUUGUUUAAACAAUGUGUUUAAGAUCUAAGACUUGACCUUUUUGCGUCCCUGUCUUCUACACUGCCAACAGCAUCACAGCUGAUAAUCAUAGUAAUAUGAAAAAAGGGCUUGUUUCUAAUGCCAGUUUGGCUGCUUUAGAAAAUGUGUAACAUUUUUAUCUGGGUGAUUGUUGGGAGGUUGCUGGUCAUUUGGCCCUUUUGCAAUUUCAUACUUUUGCAGUAUAUUAGAUUUUGCACCUAACUUGACUAUGCAGGAUUUCCAGACCAUGCUGCUAUUUGUACCCACCUACUGGGUGUUUGUACCCAUUUAGGAAACGUAUGAUUAUCAGUAAUUUUUAUGCUCCGUACUCAAUCUAAAGGAGGGAAAUGAGAUUGUGUGACUAUUAAGUAUCAGCAGAAUGUUACUCAGUUAUUUUGGUUUGAUCAGUGGUCAUAAGUUUGCGUUUAUUUCACAACGAUUGGCCUUCAGCGAGCAAUGAAAAUGGAGAACAAAAAAAAAAUGCUUUAAAAUGUAAGGACAAGUAUUCAAUGGUAAUAUAUCUCCGUAUUUGAUGUGGAUGCAUACUGAAAUUGAUAAAAACUUGAGGUAUGCUGACCAAGAGCUGCGGCGAGCUGGGGGAUCGUUAUUGUUCACCCCACUGCCUCUGCCGUGCUCGUUGUUUUGUGAUUAAAAUGCUGCUAAAUUGAUAUGAAUGAAAAUUAAGUGCUUCUCAACCACAUGAGGGAAAGCGUUUCGAUCUGUUUUGUGCCACUGAAGCAAUCUGUUGGAUGUUAACUGCUUAUACUGCUGAUAUUUAGUCAGCUCAGAGAGAAGUAAUAUGAUUUAGAGGAAAAACGAUGCACAGCCCAUUUUUUUUUUUUUUUUAAAGAGUUUGAGCUGUAAAUACUGUGAAAUACUUUGUUUACAACUGAGUGUCUUAGAGUUUUUCCACACGUUUUCUGUUGCUGUGUCUAAUCAUUUCAGGAGUAGAAUAACACUGACCCCUUCAGGACGCACGACACCAUGAACAAUUGAAGAGCUUUUUAUUUUCAAUUUCACUGAGACAAUACAUUUUGUUGUAAAAGAUCAUUUUCAAGAGGAUGACGUGAUAAAGCAUCCAGAUAUUGCAAAAAUACAGUAUAUCCCAUUGUCUCUUUUACAACGGUUUAGUUUGGCCGUGCAAAGAACGACUGAGCGAUGCACCGAAUAAUCCCCAAAAAGAAUGUACAGACGUACAAAGCAAUAAAUAAGUUUGUUCCAAACAGAUAAGAUGCAUUAAUAUAUGACAAAAGCUUUUGGUUCACAUUUCCACUAGUGUGUUGUUUCUAGUACCAGAGAUGUAUUAAAGCACACCUUGAAAGGAAAAAUGUACCAAGCUGGAAGAUCCAAUAAAACCAAAAUCUAGACUUUUGCUUCAAAAGCACAUGGAAGCAGAUACGUGGCUUUGAUUUAGUGCCCAAAUAAGCCUUCAAUUCAUUAAGGCCAAGUCAGUAUCGCCGAAAAACGUAAUCUAAUUUAUUAAAUAUGCCUUUUACCAUAGUUUGUGCAUUUUAAAAAGGCAUCUUUUCUGAUCAUUUCAAAGUAGGAUAGACAAAGCACUUUCAAGAAAGUGGCAACAGUGUCAAACUAUGGAUUUGAAAUUACGUUGUUGAAUUAUCGUGUCAUGGAUCAGUCUGCUUUCUGAGUGAAAGGCACCUUCAGUAGUUAGCCCCUGGAACAGGUAAAAAAAA